AUGUCGCUGCCCUCCAGCGCUCUGAACAUCGUCGGCUCCGCCUCCAUCACCUCCAGCCCUUAUUCAAUUCGCACAAAUAUUAGUGUAGUACUUCCGCUUUACAAUUUGGCGUUUACGGUGCCCUGCAACUACCCCGGGCAGAAGGUGACGUUCCACGUGGAGGAGGGCUCCAACCCCGUCUACUUCGCGGUGCUCGUCGAGUUCGAAGACGGCGACGGCGACGUGGUGCAGGUGGACAUCAUGGAGGCCAACUCCGGCUACUGGACGCCGAUGCGCGAGUCCUGGGGAUCCAUCUGGAGGCUGGACGCCAACCAUAGGCUGCAGGCGCCCUUCUCGCUGCGCAUCACAAAUGAGUCCGGCAGGAAGCUGGUGGCACAAGAUGGCACCAUCACGUUCCACAAGGCAGCAGCUGCUAGCAUCUUAGAUCCAACGUAG
Molecule: messenger RNA, 435 nt
Organism: Sorghum bicolor (sorghum)
Lineage: Eukaryota; Viridiplantae; Streptophyta; Magnoliopsida; Poales; Poaceae
Product: expansin-B3-like
Exons: 4
Coding region: 1-435 (144 amino acids)
Biological process (GO): sexual reproduction
Cellular component (GO): extracellular region
Source: RefSeq, a predicted model, not a curated record